Molecule: messenger RNA, 612 nt
Organism: Calliphora vicina (urban bluebottle blowfly)
Lineage: Eukaryota; Metazoa; Arthropoda; Insecta; Diptera; Calliphoridae
Gene: Jhbp6
Product: Juvenile hormone binding protein 6
Exons: 3
Coding region: 44-478 (144 amino acids)
Source: RefSeq, a predicted model, not a curated record
GCCCAAAGAUUUUAGCUGGAAGACAACAUUUGUAUUGCCAGUAAUGAAAUUGCAAGGGGACUACAGUCUGUUUGGCAGAAUAUUAUUGAUACCUUUAAAUGGUAGAGGUGAAGUGUUUUUAGAUGCGGAAAACAUGACAGUUGUCAUGCACACCAAGACCAGGUUGUAUGAAAAAGGUGGCUUUACUUUUUACAAUGUUACCAGUACCCAUGUUGAUUUUAAAUUGGAGGGUUUGAAAUCCUAUUUCUCUAAUCUGUUCAAUGGACAAAAACAAUUGGAGGACAGCACCAAUAAAUUCUUUAAUGACAACUGGCGCAUGUUGACCGAUGCUUUGUACACUGUUAUUACCCAAACUAUCCAGGAUAUUUUACUUGAUGUCUUGAGAAAAAUUUUCCACUUUAUACCAGCCAACUUCUUUGUCACCGAUAUACCCACCCCAGAGCAAUUGUAUGGCAAAGCGAAACCUAAAAAAUCUUAAUAAUAAGACUCUAUUAAAAUGUUUAUAAACAUUUUAUUCACAUUUUGUAAAGUAACAUUAAGUUAUGUGUAGAUUGUUGGCAGUAAGUGCAAUGUGUAAAUAUUUCGUUAAAUAAAAUAAAUUUCUUAAAACUA